Molecule: messenger RNA, 6395 nt
Organism: Oryza sativa Japonica Group (Japanese rice)
Lineage: Eukaryota; Viridiplantae; Streptophyta; Magnoliopsida; Poales; Poaceae
Product: mediator of RNA polymerase II transcription subunit 14
Biological process (GO): regulation of transcription by RNA polymerase II
Cellular component (GO): core mediator complex; mediator complex
Molecular function (GO): transcription coregulator activity
Source: RefSeq, a predicted model, not a curated record
CGCCGUCCCCCUCACCCGCAGGCCCCAGCAGCUCGCGACUUCGCGAGGGGGAAAGCGGCAGCGCGGCGCGGAACCGAGUAGCCCCCAUAUCUCCUUCUCCCGCCGCCUCGUGAUCCUCCUCCUCCCCCUCCUCCACCUUCCAGAACCUUCUCGACCCUCCCGCCCCCGAAGAACCCCAAGGCGGCGACCCCACGUCGCUCUCCCCCUCCCUCUCCCCUCUCAACCUCCUGCGGUAGCCUCGCCGCCCCGUUCCACUGGUGGGCUCCGGGAGGAGGAGCAGCGGGAACCCUAGGGGGCGGCCGCCCCCAGCCGCCCGGCUGCUCCGCAUGUCCCCGGGGGUCUAGAAUUCUCGGGGAACCCUAAUUAGAGCGCGACCUUGGGGGGCGUUGGAGAGUGAGAGAGAGGGGGAGAUACCUUCCGCCAAACCCUAGGGGGACUUGGGUGGGGGGCGAUGGCGGGGGAGCUAGGGCAGCAGACGGUGGAGCUAGGCGCGGUGGUGCGGCGGGCGGCGGAGGAUUCGUACCUGGCGCUGCGGGAGCUCGUGGAGAAGUCGCGGGUGGAGGCCGAGGGGAAGAACGGGCAGCAGAGGUCGGACACCGAGAAGAAGAUCGACCUGCUCAAGUUCAUCGACCGCACCCGCCAGCGCAUGCUCCGGCUCCAUGUCCUCGCCAAGUGGUGCCAGCAGGUUCCUUUGGUUCAUUAUUGCCAGCAACUUGCAUCAACCCUCUCUAGCCAUGAGACAUGCUUCACCCAAACAGCCGAUUCGCUGUUCUUUAUGCAUGAAGGGUUGCAACAGGCCCGCGCUCCCAUUUUUGAUGUUCCAUCUGCUAUAGAAGUCCUACACACAGGGAGUUAUAGGAGAGUGCCAAAAUGUGUUGAGGAAAUUGGUACUCAGAACACACUUUUUCAAGAUGAACAAAAGCCUACUUUGAAGAAAUUAAGCACCCUUGUACGGGCUAAGUUACUUGAAAUCUCACUUCCUAAGGAAAUAUCUGAGGUUUCGGUGACUGAUGGAAUAGCCAAUGUUCAGGUAGAUGGAGAAUUUAAAGUUCUUAUUACAUUAGGUUACCGUGGGCAUUUCUCACUAUGGAGGAUAUUGCACAUGGAGUUACUUGUUGGUGAGAAGGCUGGGCCAAUUAAGCUUGAAGAGACAAGGAGAUAUGCUCUUGGUGAUGAUAUUGAACGGAGAAUGGCUGUGGCUGACAAUCCUUUCAUGAUUUUGUAUACAAUACUCCAUGAACUAUGUAUUUCACUUGUUAUGGAUACUGUAAUUAGACAGACAAAUGUUCUACGACAGGGCAGGUGGAAAGAUGCGAUAAAAUCUGAACUUAUCUCAGAUAUCGGCACAGGACAAGGUGGAAGUAAUGCUGUAAUGCAGCUUGGUCAAGAUGGGGAGCUUGAUUCAAGUGGGUCUAGGAUACCUGGUCUGAAAAUUAAUUACUGGCUAGAGGAAAAAAACAAUGCUUCAGCUGAAUCAGAUUCAUCUCCAUAUAUUAAAAUUGAGGCAGGGCAAGAUAUGCAGAUAAAGUGUCAGCACAGCUCUUUCGUAUUGGAUCCAUUUACAGAUAAAGAAGCUGAUCUUUCUAUUGAUCUGAGUUGCAUUGAUGUUGAAGCUCUAAUUUUGAAAGCAAUUGCUUGCAAUAGGCACACACGUCUUCUGGAAAUUCAAAGGGAAUUGAUGAAAAAUGUUCAGAUGUCACAAUCAUCCACUGAGGUUAUCCUGAAGCGAGAAGUUCAUGGAGAGGGCUUUCAGAAGAGAGUACAUAGAAGAGACUCCAAUGAUUGUUGUACAAAUGAAAUGCUUCAAGUUAGGGCAUAUGGACAAUCAUAUAUUGACCUUGGAAUAAAUAUCAGGAAUGGUCGCUUUCUCCUCCAGUCACUGGGGAAUAUAUUGCCACCUUCAGCAGUGUUAGACUCAGAGGAAGCUCUGAACAAGGGGAGUACAACAGCAACUGAUGUUUUUGUGAGUUUAAGGACCAGAAGCAUCCUCCACUUAUUUGCUGCCACUGGAAGUUCUUUGGGCCUAAAGGUUUACUCUCAGUCGCAAGUUACUCUGAAGAUUGCGAAGUCAAUACUAUGUGGCUCAGAAUUCAUGGUCAUGGGAUUUCCUCAAUGCGCAAAUGCCUAUUAUCUGUUGAUGCAACUUGAUAAGAGCUUUAAGCCUGUUUUUUGUUUGCUUGAGAUACAAAGUAAUGAAGGUGACAAUAAUAAUGCUGAUGCAACUACUGAUGCUAAAGAAGCUAUAAGGUUUAUCAGGAUUGACAUUAACAAAUUAAAAAUAGAUGAAGAUGUGCAAAUUGGCAAUUUUUUUGAUAAAGAUAAAUUACUGGCGCUACAAAAUGUGGAAGAUAGACCUCAAAGACAAAGUGGAGCUGAUGAGCCUCUUCCUGCACGACCUUCAUUUUUUUCCAUUGUUGAUGAAGUAUUUCGAUGUGACAGAGGUUCUCCAAUAACAGAAAGUCAACGACUCCCACCCAAUAGUUUACCCUCUAGUCAUUCGAGUUAUCAAGUUGGUCUUCAUGGGUUUAGUGGUGGAGCUGGCUCACCUGAUCAAGAUUAUGGGUCUCUACAAUCUAACAUUAAUGCUGCAAAAGUUACUUCUGGUACUGGUUUGAACAAUUAUCUGCUCAGUAAUUCAAAGAAUGCACAAAGUACAAGUGCCUUCUCUGGUUCAGUUCCUGCAGGUUUGGGUAAUGUCUCCAGUUCACGCUCUGAAGGUGCAUAUAAAAAGCGUUCUCUUUCUGAGUUCUUGCAAAAUAUCCCAUCGUCAAAGCAAUCUAUAAUUGGUGAUGGGCCAGGUAAGAGAAGAAAGCUGUCAGAAUUUAUGCUGGAUGGCCUUCCUUUGAAGGCUAAUUCACCCAACAUGCAACCUAGGACGUCCCUCACCUAUGGAAAAUUACUUGAAGAAGUAAAUAAUUGCAUUACAGCGAAUAUUUAUUCCUCUGUGCUUCUUCAUGUCAUAAAGCACUGUUCAAUUUGCAUUAAAUAUGCUCAGUUGACUGCUCAGAUGGAUUCUCGUAAUAUUCCACAUGUAGAAGAAGUGGGCAUGCCGACAUCAUCCUCUAAUCUUUGGUUGCGCUUACCUUUUGCUCACGAUGCUUCCUGGAAACAUAUUUGCUUACACCUUGGUAAAGCUGGAAGUAUGUCUUGGGAUGUUCGGAUCAAUGAUCCACACUAUGGUGCACUGUGGAAACUCCAUGGUGGUAGCACUACUACAGAAUGGGGUUCUGGUGUUCGUGUUGCAAACACAUCUGAGGUGGAUUCACAUAUCUCUUUUGAUGAUGAUGGGGUCCUCUUGACUUACAACACUGUUGAGGCUGAUAGUAUACAGAGGCUUGUCUCAGAUUUACAACGCCUCUCACAUGCUCGUGCAUUUUCUUGUGGAAUGCGGAGAUUGAUCGGUGUAAAAUUAGAUGGCAAGCUAGCUGAGCAUCAGACAGCUGCAGAGACAAAAUUACACUCUAGAAGAAAAGCUAGCAGGGACAGGUUAUCUGAACAGAUGAGGAAAACUUUUAGAAUUGAGGCUGUUGGUUUGAUGAGCUUGUGGUUCAGUUAUGGUGCUGUGCCUAUGGUUUACUUUGUCGUUGAAUGGGAGACCGGUAAGAGUGGUUGCACAAUGCGAGUUUCUCCAGAUCAACUAUGGCCACACACGAAGUUUUUGGAAGAUUUUGUGAAUGGGGAUGAGAUAGCAUCAUUCUUGGAUUGCAUCAGGCUCACAGCAGGACCUUUACUUGCCCUUGGCGGCGCUAUUCGUCCUGCAAAGAUGCCUGUAACUGUUCCUGCCGGUUACAGUGCUCUACCAAAGCAAAACAAUAUUCUUACAACAGCGGGAUCAGCAAACAGUCUAUCAUCAAGUACUGUGCACAAUAUGUCUGUCCCGCAGGGUGCUGCAGUAGCACAUUCAAACAGCCAGCUUCAGACUUCUUCCAUGCUGUCUGUUGCAGGACGGACUGCUCCUGGACUAGUUCCUAGCUCCUUGCUACCUUUUGAUGUUUCUGUUGUGCUCCGUGGGCCUUACUGGAUACGUAUUAUAUACCGCAACAAGUUCUCUGUUGACAUGCGCUGCUUUGCUGGGGAUCAGGUCUGGCUUCAGCCAGCAACACCUCCUAAAGGUGGACCUUCAGUUGGUGGAUCAUUACCUUGCCCACAAUUUCGACCUUUCAUAAUGGAACAUGUUGCACAGGGUCUAAAUGCUCUGGAGCCAAAUCUGCUGAAUGCUAGACAUACUGGUCCACCGUUGAAUGCCAGUGCCAACACUGUUUCUGGAAACCAACAAUUAGCUUCUGCUCCUAACCGUUUUGGUGGUGCUCCUGGGGUAGCUAGGCCAACUUCAACUGUUGCUAACCAGGUAGCAAGUAGUUUGAGUCGUGCAGGCAAUGCCAUGAUGCCUUCGGGAUUUGCUUCAGGAAUUGCUGGAGCUCCUGCGCACCUUUCUCCUGGAAACGUUCCUGCUCAUAUGAAAGGAGAGUUGAACACAGCUUUUAUUGGGCUUGGUGAUGAUGGUGGCUAUGGUGGUGGCUGGGUUCCUCUUGCUGCUCUUAAGAAGGUUUUGCGAGGCAUCCUUAAGUACCUUGGAGUUCUAUGGUUGUUUGCGCAGUUGCCUGAUCUCCUGAAGGAAAUACUGGGUUCAGUUUUGAAAGAUAAUGAAGGCGCACUUCUAAAUUUAGAUCAUGAGCAACCGGCAUUGCGCUUCUUCGUGGGUGGUUAUGUAUUUGCUGUUAGUGUUCAUAGAGUUCAACUGCUGCUUCAAGUUCUCAAUGUGAAACGGUUUCACCAUCAGCAACAACAGCAACAGCAAACUCCUCAGAACAAUGGCCAGGAAGAGCUAACAGUUCCUGAGAUAAGCGAGAUCUGUGACUAUUUCAGCAGACGUGUUGCCUCUGAACCCUAUGAUGCUUCUAGGGUUGCAUCUUUUAUCACUUUGCUUACUUUGCCUAUUUCAGUUCUUCGAGAAUUUAUAAAACUAAUUGCAUGGAAGAAAAGUUUGCCCCAAGCUCAUGCGGACAAUGCUACUACACACAGGGCACGGAUUGAGAUCUGUUUGGAAAAGCACCCUAGAUUGGUUUCAGAUGAUUACACUGCAAGCUCUUCAUCAUCAAAGAGCAAUAUUCAUCAUGAUAGAGCCAACAAUUCAGUAGAUUUUGCCCUAACUUUUGUACUUGAUCAGGCCCUUGUACCCCACAUGAGCAUAUCUGGUGGAGCUGCUUGGUUGCCAUAUUGUGUUUCUGUGAGAGUAAGGUACACCUUUGGAGAAGAUAGUCACAUUGCAUUCCUUGCAAUGGAUGGGAGCCAUAGCGGCAGGGCUUGUUGGUUACAACAUGAGGAUUGGGAGAGGUGUAAACAGAGGGUUUCCAGAGCAGUGGAGACUAUGAAUGGGUCCGCAGCAGUUGGAGAUAUGAGCCAGGGAAGACUGAGGAUGGUUGCUGAGAUGGUUCAAAAGCAACUGCAACUCAGCCUAUUGCAGCUUAGAGAUAGCCCAGUCUCUACUGGCUCUGCCGCAUCAUGAAAUGAAUAUUUAGAUCUCAACGGCGUUUAUACUUUGGAUAACAUGGCCAUGCCGAACGUGGUGUUCAGUACUGAACGGAUGCAAAGAUGUCUAUAUUUCAAGGCAAUGUCUGAUAGUGAAUUUUUUCAGCCAAUAUUCAUAAUUCUAGUGCCAUAAUUUUAUUGCCAGGCGAACAUCUCAUAAUUUUGUACAGUAAUAUUGGUAACUAGUGUGGUGCUGACCUCAGUUCACCCUGCAUCUUCCAGAACCAUGUUAAAGCAUGCCAUAGCAUCUCAGGAACUAGUCAUGACAGGCUAGGCAGUAUAACGUAGCAGCUCGUGACUAACUGGAGCAGCUCUUUGAUGGUAUUUCAUUGACAAAGCAUCUGAACUGGGAGUCGUUUGGUUGGUGAUCUCGGAACUUAACCUGGUCUACAACUACAACUCUACAUUUGUCUUGCAGGCAGGAAGGAACUCAAUACAAUAUUUGUAUUUAUACUUGAGCUCCCUCCAACUCAUAAUAGUGGUAUUUCUAAACGCAACCUGUAAAAGGGCGCAACAAUUUUGAGCAUCGCAUGCAGCAUGCAUCAUGGGAGCUUAUCAAAUGAUGAUACCCAUUGAUCUAUGGUUGAUUUUGAGAAAUUGUAGAGAAAGAUAAAAGCAUUGUAAUCUGAAAUUUGGUGCUUGUGGAUUUGGAUUUAAAGAGAUGACAAACAAAAUAGUCGGGCAAUGCUUGUGCUGCUGAAUGGUUCAAAAUGAUGCUCGUGUACUAGUUGGGAUAUGGUUUGUGCUAUUGAUUUAUGAGGGGGCAUAUUGCACAUUGACAUUUAGCACUGUAGUAUUAGAAUCAAAGAUGUCUGAAAGAAAAUUGCGUUCUGUCUGUAAAAUUAAGAAACCGUAGUUACUUAGAA